ACCACCCCCCCCCUCCCACGCCGCGGCAGGUCCCUAUCAUCCCAGCGGACGGCUGCUCCCCCGCGGCGCUGCCCGACCGGGUCUGGGUCCUCUGCCAGACUUUGUCCGCGGCAUGUGUAGCCCCAUUCAGGAAGAAGCUCUGUGCUGUGCGGAUCGUGAGUUUGCUCAAGGAAGUCAGACUCUUCACAAGGAAUAACUAGACAAGAGAAGCAGCAUGGACGAGCUGGCACCCGUAGAAGGCGAGGGCCAGCUCCCAAGCCCUCACCACCAGGGCUCUUUGAGGAAGGCUGUGGCUGCUGCCUUGGCCCUGGAUGGGGAAUCCACAAUGGGUCGCAGGAAAAAGAAGAGGAAAGAGUCCCGCCCUGAAUCUAUCAUCAUCUACCGGUCAGAAAAUGAGAAACUAGAUGAGGGGCCUGGGGAAUCAGAAAGUGGAGACCGGCCUAAAGAAGAGGAGGGAGAUGAUUUCCUAGAUUAUCCUGCAGAUGAAGGGAUGUGGAACAUGCCCUUGGACAGCCGCUAUGUCACGUUAACUGGCACCAUCACACGAGGAAAGAAAAAGGGCCAGAUGGUGGACAUCCAUGUCACACUAACAGAGAAGGAGCUGCAAGAAUUGACUAAGCCUAAAGGGUCAUCAAGGGAGAUAACACCUGAAGACAGAAAGGCCUGCCAAAUGGGAGCGGAUCGUGGGCCCCAUGUGGUCCUCUGGACACUGGUCUGUCUGCCUGUGGUCUUUAUCCUCUCUUUUGUUGUCUCUUUCUACUAUGGCACGAUCACCUGGUACAACAUCUUCCUUGUGUACAAUGAGGAGAGGACCUUCUGGCACAAGAUCUCAUGUUGCCCCUGCCUCAUUCUCUUCUAUCCAGUGCUCAUCAUGGCCAUGGCCUCUUCCCUGGGCCUCUAUGCUGCUGUGGUCCAGCUCUCAUGGUCCUGGGGAGCAUGGUGGCAAGCUGCUCGGGACAUGGAGAAAGGCUUCUGUGGCUGGCUGUGCAGCAAGCUAGGUCUGGAGGACUGUUCCCCCUACAGCAUUGUAGAGUUGCUUGACUCUGACAAUAUCUCAGGCAAUCUCUCCAACAAGGACCCCACCCAGGAAGUAGAAACUUCCACUGUCUAAACUUCCAAUAACUUCCAUCCUUCUCUGGUCCUAGUAGCCUAUAUAUUGUCUCCCAAUUCCAGGAGAUUCUUUCUUUAAAUUAAACCCUUUCCCCUCUCAGUCCCGGAAAAUUCUAGCACACACUGUUCUGUUCUACCAUCUUGGUGGUUCCAGGAGGGCAAGGAACAAAAAAGCAAUUUGUGCCAAAGCAGUCUAUCCACAGACGAAUUCUUUUCAUUCCAUGUCCUAAAAUGACCAUUUAUCUGGGACAGGGAGUACAGUUGUGUGUUAUGCUCAGGAGCUUGAAGAUGUUACUGGUGACUGGAACCCAAGGAAGGAUGUGACUAAAUGUGACAGGGAGAAAAAUGAGGCCCAAAGGAGACCAAGCUCACCAAAAAGAUAAUAUGUAGGUAGGAGAGAAACGCUUAGGAAGCUGGGCUACCAUAGUGCAGCAGAAUGUAAAGAGGAGACCAAGGAGACCAAGCUCACCAAAAAGAUAAUAUGUAGGUAGGAGAGAAACGCUUAGGAAGCUGGGCUACCAUAGUGCAGCAGAAUGUAAAGAUUUGAGUGUAUCACUUAGAUUUUGGUUUAAUGGCAUAGAAUUCAAAUCCUAAAAUACAAGUGGUUUAAACAAAGUAGAAGUUUCUUUCUUUCUUAUAUAGAAGAAACCUGAAGGUUGAUCAUCAGGGGACCUGAUGAAGUCAUCCAAACCCUAGGCUUUCUUCCCCUACCAUUAGGAUAUAGCCCUCGUCAGCCUUGUCCUCAAAACCUCAGUGGUGACCACAUCUCUAGCCCUCGCAUCCAUGGUUCUUGCAGAAUAGAGGAAGGAGCAAAGACAUGUAUAUUCUCCCUGUUUAAGGAGACUUCCCAGAAGUCUCGCUCAAGCUCAACACUUCCUGUAUUUCAUUGGCUAGGCCUUAGUCACAUGACCUUGCAAGCAAAAGAGGCUGGGAAAUAUAGUUUUUUGAUUAGGCAGCUAUAGUUCAGGUUAAAUAUUUGAGUUCUGCUAAUUUAAGCAAAAAGAGAAACAUGGCAAUUUUGGUAGGCAUAAAAGAAUCUCUGCCUCACGGUAAUUAUUUAAAUAUAUUCAGAUCCCAAACUGCUAUUUUGUUUUAUUUAUUUAUUUAUUUAUUUAUUUAGGGCUGAAUGUUACACAGAGAUUUUCCUCAUAGAUACUAGUUACAUAUACUAUGUAUAUGCUAUCAGUAGAUAAUUAGCAUCUCAUGUACUUUGCAAUUAGUCUGUAAUGUCAUGUGGUUUCAGGGUUUUUGGAAAGGAAGAAUGGAGAGUUGAAUACAAUAGUAGCACAACUUUUUUCCUGGUAGUGAAGGCAGGACUGGGUUAUGAUGUUUAAUUUAAUCUAUAUAUUAAAGACUGUGUAGGGAGGAUUUGCAAACUUCCCCCAACAAGGAUCAGUAGCCCUAAGCAUGGAGAAGACAGGGUUAGGUUUCUGUUGUUUGGCAAGACCUCACAGCCUCACUCAGUCGGACCUUAUUGGAGUUUAACCAACAGUAUCUUCACUGUGCUAUGAAAGCAUGUCUUCCUGGCCCCUGCGGGGUGAACACCAGAUGAAUCUAGAUGAAUAGAAUCUGAACUUAUUUUUUUUCUGUUUAAAAUUAUUCCUGAGGGUGUCUUUCUAAUGUCAAAAAGAUCGAAUCCCAAGAGAUCGAGCAGAUUUUGGAGGUUUGGGUCCUCACAAGAACAGCUGGUGCCCAUUUCUUGUUCCUGUCUCAGGAAGAAGCUACAUUCAGAAUGGCUGUCAAUCAAACCAGACAGGUCAGUACCGCUCUCCCACAGAAGGCCACGGACAUUGGCCUGAAGUAUGGGGAACACCCUUUUCAGAAGAACCCCCUUUAAAAAUAGCAACAACAAAAACUAUUAUUAGUUUCACACAAAACAAAACUCUGCCCAGCUGUUUUGAAAGUAACCUUGGUGCUCUCUGGUGCUUUUGCAGAAAUGUAAACAACUGAAAUGAUAA
Mustela lutreola (European mink) is the source of this 3068-nucleotide messenger RNA. It is a transcript of the gene TMEM169, whose product is annotated as transmembrane protein 169. The coding region runs from base 215 to 1111 and encodes 298 amino acids. The transcript has 3 exons. The record is from RefSeq and is a predicted model, not a curated record. Lineage: Eukaryota; Metazoa; Chordata; Mammalia; Carnivora; Mustelidae.